Salmo salar (Atlantic salmon) is the source of this 1302-nucleotide messenger RNA. RefSeq names its product DEAH (Asp-Glu-Ala-His) box polypeptide 8 (gene dhx8). The record is from RefSeq and is marked provisional. Lineage: Eukaryota; Metazoa; Chordata; Actinopteri; Salmoniformes; Salmonidae.
AAUGAAUGCUGCUGUUUUCUUCUGAACACAAAACAGUCUCUUGGAUAAUGUCACACAUCGGCGAUAACGAGCUAGAACAACUGGAAUACCUCUCGUUGGUAUCCAAAGUGUGCACAGAACUCGACAACCAUUUGGGGAUAAGUGAUAAAGAUCUAGCUGAGUUUGUCAUCAGCCUUGCUGAAAAGCAACCAACGUUUGAUGGCUUCAAAUCACUUCUGCUGAAAAAUGGAGCAGAAUUCACAGAUUCACUCGUCGGCAAUUUGCUCAGACUUAUUCAAACGAUGCGGCCUCCACCAAAGGCGUCUACAAGCAAAGCCUUUGAACCUGUGGUCAAGCAGAAGAGUGACAAGGACAAACUGAAGGAAUUGUUUCCUGCAUUGUGCAGGCCAGACGAUCCUGCUCCCAAGGCCAUAUUGGAUGAAGACGAUGUGAAGAUCGCCGACGCUGCCAUGAAGGAGUUGGAGAUGUUCAUGCCCAGUGUGAGCAGAUCAGACUCAAAGUCUCCGACCCCACACGCCUCAGCAAACAGAAGAAGCAGCAGCGCCUCGAGCCCCUCUAUAACCGCUACGAGGAGCCCAACGCAUGGAGAAUCUCCCGCGCCUUCCGUCGGCGCUAGAAUGUCUAUCCUGCAUCUCCACACAAAGGAAGAGAUGGACACAGUCCUGUAUCAGUUGGUAGAGAAAUACUGUGGAGAGACAUUAUGCCUGUGCCAACAGGCCUCGCUAACUCUUAUUGGUCAAGCUGGGUCAUUGUCUACUUGUUUUAGACAUGUGUAAAUUAUGUGUUUUAUGUCUGCUCAGCUGAUUUUAUUCAACCACUAUCAUUUUGAUCUGAGGUAUUGGUAGGCCUAAUUCUCUCUCUUGAUCUGUAUAGAAGACGACUAGCAAAGUGAGACGAUUAAGGGGUCAGAUCAUUGCUUCCCUGUCCUUUUAAGGCUUAUUUUUGUAAUAUGAAUCAAUUUCUCAUGCCCUGAGGAGAAUCAAUCUUCUAUCUGCACAUCAAGGACAACGAAACCGUUUUACUUGAUUGACACAUCUGACCUGUGGUGAAAACUUCAGAAAAUGACAAAUUGAAUAGGAAGGGGACUGGGUAGUAAUUUGAAAAGUGAGUGAAUGUCUUUGUCUCAGAGCACUGUGCUCCUAAAACAUAAUUUAUAUUUUAUAGUAGGCUCUCUUAUAAAACGAAGGGAAAUAGAUGGAACUAUGUACUCGGGCAUUGUCUUUGUUUAGCUUUGACUGAUUGUUUCACUGUGCUAAUGUACUCCUUACACUUUCUGCCCUCAUUAAAUAUUGUAUUGCUCUC